This is a messenger RNA of Neopelma chrysocephalum (saffron-crested tyrant-manakin), 2112 nucleotides long. It is a transcript of the gene LAS1L, whose product is annotated as LAS1 like, ribosome biogenesis factor. The transcript has 13 exons. Lineage: Eukaryota; Metazoa; Chordata; Aves; Passeriformes; Pipridae. The coding region runs from base 1 to 1887 and encodes 628 amino acids. Gene Ontology annotation, molecular function: endonuclease activity. The record is from RefSeq and is a predicted model, not a curated record. Gene Ontology annotation, cellular component: Las1 complex; preribosome, large subunit precursor. Gene Ontology annotation, biological process: maturation of 5.8S rRNA; maturation of LSU-rRNA.
AUGUCGGGCCGCGCGGGGCCGGGCUGGCGCCGCGGGCGGCUGGGCUCGGCGCCGGCCCCGGCUCCUGGCCGUAGGCGGCUGAAGCCGCUGCGCACGGUGGUGGCGUGGAGGGGCCGGGCGGAGUGGGACCAGGUGAUGGUGGGGCUGUACUGCGGGGACAGCCGGCUGCAGCAGGACGCGCUGGACCGGGUGUCGGCCUGGAAGAGCCGUUAUGGUCAAAAAAUGCCUCUUGCAGUGGAUUGCACCGCAGAACUGAUUCGUUGCAAGGUCCUGGAUUCAUCUGGCAGAUUGAAGUCACAUGAGCUCAUCCUCUCUUAUGGGCUGGCUCUUGUAAGGUUUGUCAACUUGAUCACAGAAAGGAAACAGAAGAUGGCCAGCAUUCCUCUGAGACAAUUAGCCAGAGAGGUGGAUAUCCCCAUCUGGGUUGUGGACCUGCGUCACGAGCUGACCCACGGGAAGCUGCCGCGGCUGGCCCUGUGCCGCAAGGGUUGUGAUGUUGUGCUGGACUGGCUACGAAAGACAUAUUGGAGCCGUCAACUGGGCAAUAACUUGUGUGAAGAAAGUGAGGAUGAGGAUGAGGAUGAGGAAGAGGAGGAAGCAAACACAGAGUUGGGCAAUGAUGCAUGGGAGGUUCAAACCCCGCAGCAUGAGGCCUGUCAGAAACACAAGGAAUUCCACGAAAAAGUCAGAGAUAUUCUGAUAUCUUACAAGAAUGAACAGUUUCGGGUUAUGCAGGCUAUGCAGUCUGCUUCAAAGUCUCGAGAAUUGUGGUCUGAUUCCUCUUCAGAAAUGGAUUGGAUUUUGGCUCAAAUCAAAGACCUGAUGCAGGAAAACAGGGAAGCAGUGGCUGAAGCUCUUCUCAGUGAUGGCUUUCUCAUCCCAAAGAUGGAUUGUCUGAAGUUGCUAAAUAUCAAGUAUGAAGCAAAUAAAGAGGUAUGGCAGUUCAAAAUUCCUCAGACCUUUUACUGCUUUUGGCAACCUUUGCUGACAGGCCUCCUUUCACGAAGUUUUACACAGAUCCUAAUAGAGAAAAUGUUUAUGGAGCUGAAGGAAUGUUCUGACUCUUCAGAACUCAGGCAUCAGUUCUUGAUCAGCUGGAUUUCUGAGUUGCUGACUGGCAUUGCCAAAGUAAACGCUGGGAAGAAAAAACAGCACUGUAACAAACAGGUGUCGGUGAAGGAGCUGUUCCUCCAUAAAGUUCCUUUGCAGUGGAUAAGACUGACUGACAGUUGCUUGGAAGCUCCCUGCUGGGCAACCCCACAUCUUCUUCAGCUGAUCCUCACAAUCAUGAGACCUCGCUUGUCACGUACUUCUCGGAAGAACCUUCUCUAUCUUGCUUCCAUUUACACAGAAGGAGGUGCCCCUUUGUCCAGUCCAGGCCUCUCUUCAGACAGCAGUGAACAUCCAAUUUACACUAUAGAGAGCUUACAGUGGAGAGUCAGGCAGGAAAAUCAGGUUAAAAAUCAAGGGCAGACUGUAGAGAAAGAAGAUGAUGUGCUGGAGAGAGAUGAUGGUGUAGAGGAAGUGGAGGAGGAGGAAGAAGAGAUGGUAACUGAAACAAAUCCUUUGGAAGGACUGGCUCAUCCUGGUAACAUGGCGGCUGUGGCUGAGAGAAGAGCAGCACUGCAAGGGUCCCCCUGGCAGAUCACUGCAGAUGAAGUACAAUGGAAAGACUUUCCUCUUGGGAAACUCCCAGGUCAGACAGAUGACCCUGAUGGUCUCAUGUUGGAUAAUUAUUCUAUGAUGUCCCUGCUUGAUCAGCCAGUGAGAGAUGAGUGGAAGACUCUCCAUACAAACUCUGCAGAAUUGAAAAUUCAUGGGACAGGAGGAUUGUUAUGGACCCAGAAUGACUUCCAUAAAAUAAAAAGUGGCCUUCAACUUUUCUGAGACAGCAUCAGAGUGCUCUGUGACUUUCAGUAUUGCACAAGUUAAGUGGGAUGGAAGAACUACUAAUGGUGGUGGGGAAAUAAUUUGUUGUUGUUGUUGUGAUUUACUGAUUUUUUACCAAAUAAAAUCAGUGUUUUAUAAAGGUGGUUUAAGGUCCAUGUAUAGUAACCAUUGUCUUGCUUAACCACUGUCAUGAACCUUUAGCUCUAGCUGAUGUUUGCCAAA